Messenger RNA from Symphalangus syndactylus (siamang), 3888 nucleotides. RefSeq names its product serine and arginine repetitive matrix 1 (gene SRRM1). Gene Ontology annotation, biological process: regulation of mRNA splicing, via spliceosome. Gene Ontology annotation, molecular function: RNA binding. Gene Ontology annotation, cellular component: spliceosomal complex. The record is from RefSeq and is a predicted model, not a curated record. Lineage: Eukaryota; Metazoa; Chordata; Mammalia; Primates; Hylobatidae.
GAGCAGGCGCGGCCUCGUGUCGGCCGGAGGGGGCGGGCGCAACGGCGCGCGCUGCGUCCCGGCGCUCGGCUUUCCCUCCGCCUGUCCCGCCCUCCGUCGCGGCGGCGCGGUGUACCCUGGGAUAGGGAGCGAUCUCCGAGCGAGGCGGCAAGAUGGACGCGGGAUUUUUCCGCGGAACAAGUGCAGAACAGGAUAAUCGGUUCAGCAACAAACAGAAGAAACUACUGAAGCAGCUGAAAUUUGCAGAAUGCCUAGAAAAAAAGGUGGACAUGAGCAAAGUAAAUUUGGAGGUUAUAAAGCCUUGGAUAACAAAAAGAGUAACGGAAAUCCUUGGGUUUGAAGAUGAUGUUGUGAUUGAGUUUAUAUUCAACCAGCUGGAAGUGAAGAAUCCAGACUCCAAAAUGAUGCAAAUCAACCUGACUGGAUUUUUGAAUGGAAAAAAUGCUCGAGAAUUUAUGGGAGAACUGUGGCCCCUGCUGCUAAGUGCACAGGAAAACAUCGCGGGAAUCCCUUCUGCUUUCCUAGAACUGAAGAAAGAAGAAAUAAAACAAAGACAGAUUGAACAAGAAAAAUUGGCAUCUAUGAAGAAGCAAGAUGAAGACAAAGAUAAAAGAGAUAAGGAAGAAAAAGAAAGCAGCAGAGAAAAAAGGGAGAGGUCUCGUAGCCCGAGAAGACGCAAAUCCAGAUCUCCUUCCCCUAGAAGACGAUCUUCCCCUGUCAGGAGAGAGAGAAAGCGCAGUCAUUCUCGAUCUCCCCGUCACAGAACCAAGAGCCGGAGUCCUUCCCCUGCUCCAGAAAAGAAGGAAAAAACUCCAGAGCUCCCAGAACCUUCAGUGAAAGUAAAAGAACCUUCAGUACAAGAGGCUACUUCUACUAGUGACAUUCUGAAAGUUCCCAAACCUGAACCUAUACCAGAGCCUAAAGAACCUUCUCCAGAAAAAAAUUCCAAAAAAGAAAAGGAGAAGGAGAAGACCCGACCACGAUCUCGGUCACGCUCCAAAUCAAGAUCCCGGACGCGGUCCCGCUCUCCUUCUCACACUCGACCUAGGCGGCGCCAUAGAUCCCGAUCAAGAUCGUAUUCACCUAGAAGGCGACCAAGCCCAAGAAGGCGGCCAUCUCCUCGAAGAAGAACUCCACCAAGAAGAAUGCCUCCUCCACCAAGGCAUAGAAGGAGUAGAUCACCAGUAAGACGAAGAAGACGUUCGUCAGCAUCCUUGUCUGGGAGUAGCUCAUCAUCCUCUUCAUCUCGUUCACGGUCACCACCAAAGAAGCCUCCCAAGAGGACAUCCAGCCCCCCUCGGAAAACUCGUAGGUUAUCUCCUUCAGCAAGUCCUCCAAGGCGAAGGCACAGGCCAUCACCUCCUGCAACUCCACCACCCAAAACUCGGCAUUCCCCAACACCCCAGCAGUCAAACCGUACAAGAAAGAGUCGUGUUUCUGUGUCUCCAGGGAGAACUUCAGGUAAAGUGACAAAACAUAAAGGUACUGAGAAAAGAGAAUCCCCUUCACCAGCACCGAAGCCUAGAAAAGUAGAGUUAUCUGAAUCGGAAGAAGAUAAAGGUGGCAAAAUGGCUGCAGCAGAUUCUGUGCAGCAGAGACGCCAAUACAGACGACAGAACCAGCAGUCUUCAUCUGACUCUGGCUCCUCCUCCUCCUCAGAAGAUGAACGACCCAAGAGAUCCCAUGUGAAGAAUGGUGAGGUUGGCAGGCGGCGGAGACAUUCCCCUUCCCGGAGUGCUUCUCCAUCACCACGAAAGCGCCAAAAAGAGACUUCCCCUCGGAUGCAGAUGGGAAAGCGAUGGCAAUCGCCAGUGACUAAAAGUGGUAGACGGAGGAGAAGUCCAUCCCCACCACCCACCAGAAGGCGACGGUCUCCUUCUCCCGCCCCUCCCCCUCGACGGCGCAGGACUCCCACACCACCACCACGACGAAGGACUCCUUCUCCUCCCCCACGUCGGCGCUCACCUUCUCCUAGAAGAUACUCUCCUCCAAUACAGAGGAGAUACUCUCCUUCUCCACCUCCAAAGAGAAGAACGGCUUCACCUCCUCCCCCUCCUAAACGAAGAGCAUCACCAUCUCCACCACCAAAGCGGCGGGUCUCCCAUUCUCCACCUCCCAAACAAAGAAGCUCCCCAGUCACCAAGAGACGUUCACCCUCAUUAUCAUCCAAGCAUAGGAAAGGGUCUUCCCCAAGCCGCUCUACCCGGGAGGCCCGAUCACCGCAACCAAACAAACGGCAUUCGCCCUCACCACGGCCUCGAGCUCCUCAGACCUCCUCAAGUCCUCCACCCGUUCGAAGAGGAGCGUCGUCAUCACCCCAAAGAAGGCAGUCCCCGUCUCCAAGUACUAGGCCCAUUAGGAGAGUCUCCAGGACUCCGGAGCCUAAAAAGAUAAAAAAGGCUGCUUCCCCAAGCCCACAGUCUGUAAGGAGGGUCUCAUCCUCCCGAUCUGUCUCCGGGUCUCCUGAGCCAGCAGCUAAAAAGCCCCCAGCACCUCCAUCCCCCGUCCAGUCUCAGUCACCGUCUACAAACUGGUCACCAGCUGUACCGGUCAAAAAGGCCAAAAGCCCGACACCGAGCCCAUCACCGCCAAGAAAUUCAGAUCAAGAAGGAGGUGGAAAGAAAAAGAAGAAAAAGAAGGACAAGAAACACAAAAAGGAUAAGAAGCACAAGAAGCACAAAAAACACAAGAAGGAAAAGGCUGUGGCUGCAGCUGCUGCAGCUGCUGUGACCCCUGCAGCCAUUGCAGCUGCCACAACCACAUUAGCACAGGAAGAGCCAGUGGCAGCGCCAGAGCCGAAGAAGGAGACUGAAAGUGAAGCUGAAGAUAACCUUGAUGAUCUAGAAAAGCACCUGCGUGAAAAGGCCCUGAGAUCAAUGAGGAAGGCCCAAGUGUCCCCACAGUCUUAGGGGGAAAUGUUUGUUAUGAUGUAAAUUUUAUUUGGUUUGUACGCAGUUCAAUUUCAAAAUUGCUAAAAUGUGUUUGAGCUUUAGACUAUAACAUUUGUUGUAAUAAUUGCUAGGUUGAAGUUCAACAUGUAAAAAAAAGGGGGCAUGGAUUUACAUUGCAAAAGGUGUCCACAGUGUAUUAGUGACAUUCUUUCAUUGACAGCUGACAUAAUUCAUUGAGCGAAAUAUUUUAAGCCAAAAAAAUUCCCUUUUUAAAAAAGGGGGUUUAAAUACUGUUGGCAUUUUUAUGGUUCCUUUAAAUGCCCUGGCUAUUCCCAGAGGGGUUUUUUUGUUUGUUUUUUGGUUUUGAUUUUCUUUUUGUUUUUCUUUCUUCUUCUUACAUUUUUUCCAUUCAAGUCUUAGCUCCCAUUUAAGUUAUGCUUCUGACCUUGUAUGGUCUGUAAGCUUGCCCAGAAAUAAGACCACUGUUUUGAACUACCACAAAAGUAUAAAUGAAUAUUUUAAUGCCACAAUCUUUCCUGUUGCCUGUGGAGUCUCUGCUGAAAUGAAUCAGGAUUCGAGCUCUAGGAUGAGACAGAAAAUGAAAGCAUGUUGUUUGCCAGGACACUGUGGGUUUAUAUUGAUGUGUAACAAGUUGAUUUGGAACACUGGACUCUCAUUCUGUUCUUCUGGUUUUGUUUUUUUGUUUUGUUUUUUUCUUUUGUAAAGGCAAUGAGCUAGUCCCAGAAAGGAUCCUUCAGUUACAUACAAUUUGUUUAAUGAAAUGUCAUGGCCCUGUUCAUAUUUUUGUCUUGUUCUUCCAAUUGGUAUAUACAACUUUCAUAGCCUCUUGUAUUUGGAAGGCUGGAAGGGCCCAGACUUUGGAAUAGUGUCUUGGUUUCACUGUUUUUGUUUUGAUUUUUUUUUUUUGAUUUUUUUUUUUAAACUAAAGCUAUAUAAAGCUUGUGGAUUAAACAGAAUAAAUUUCUAAAUUUAAAAA